AUGGAUGCCGAUCAACCCUUCUCGGUCUUCAGAUUGCCGGCAGGUGCAAAAGAUGGCGUCAGUUCCAUGCCAGUCCCUCGCGAGCCGGCCCGCGUGAACGCUCAACCGAAGCACGGUGACACCCAUGCUUCCAACAGCCGCAGGUGGUCAGCCCUAGCGUGCGCUGCAGCAUGCGGCGCCGCAUCCGUCCGACAGGUAAAGCGAGUACAGAAGCGUUCUGCGGUCAACCGCAAGGUUUAUAGAGUCCAAGUGGACCUUCCAGACCCGAUGGAUGUUGAAAAACAGAUCGAGACGGUUGCAGGACCAAUGUUUGCAAAGGAUAUUCAACAAGCUGGCCGUGCCGCCACUGACCUCUUGCAUUCGACUGAGAAGGCGCUGCCCAAGAUGAUGCUUCCGGAACUUCCAAAAAUACCGCUGCCUUCCUUGCCAGCGGUCCCCCCCGAGCUGACGGCGGCAGUAAAGCAGUUGGCAGCCAAAGUUGAGGCGGCGGCGCCCAACUUGACCACGGACUUGAAGAAUCUGGCAGCCCAUUUACCACCAGACAUUGCCAAGGUUUUGUUGCACCCACAGGUGCUGGAGCCUGUCAUGCUCCCGGCGGGCGUGGGAGCUGUCGUGGUGUGGCUAUUGGCCCUGCGCCGGGGCCCGCAGCCAUGGAUAGAGGAGUUGCCUCGGGAGUACGAUUACGGCCGCAUCACCGCAUACUGGCAGCGAAGGCCCUUCAAGCUUCUGACGCGCUUCGUGGAAGCAGGAAUCAAGGUCGGGGGAUUUCUGCUAUCCCGCAAAUUGGACGAGUGGACUGGGACGGAAGACCAGAUGCGUCCACAGAGGGCCGUGGAAGCGAGGGAGCUGAUCACGGAUCUGGGCGUGACCUUCAUCAAGAUCGCUCAGGUUUGGGCGUCGCGACCUGACAUCCUACCCAAAGAGUACCUGAAAGAGUACGAGAAGCUUUUGGAGCAGGUGCGGCCCUUCGGCAAGGACUUGGCCUUGGAGACCCUUCGUCGGAAGGAAGAAGGGGGCAGGGCGGCCAUCGAUAUGUUUGACGACCUCAGUGUCUUCGAGAAGCCAAUUGCCUCCGCCUCCGUGGGCCAGGUCUACAAGGCCGAGCUCAAUGGGAAGACAGUGGCUGUGAAAGUGCAGCGGCCCGAUGUCCGAGAGCAAUCCACCCUAGACCUCUAUGUGAUCCGCACAGCUGGCUCAAUUGGCUCGCUGCUACCGUGGCCUUUCCUGUCUACGGCCAGGCAGUCCAGGAACCUCGUGGAGCUCAUCGACCUCACCGCGCCGACCUUCGUUCAGGAGCUGGACUACGAGGUGGAGGCCGCAAACCAGCGUCGCUUUGCCGAGACAGUCGAGGAUUGCGAGCUCAUCCGGGAUGCUGUCGUAGUGCCAGAGAUCGUGUUUGCGAAUCGCGAGGUUCUCGUUCAGGAGUGGCUCGACGGAAAGAAGUUGACAGAGCCUGGUGCGGCCCAGGAACAGGCUGGCCGUGUGGUGAAGCUGCUGCUGAACAGCUACAUGGUCCAGUUCUUGGAAACGGGGUACCUGCACGGGGACCCUCACCCCGGCAACUUUAUCCUCAUGGGUGAUGGGCGCCUCGGCAUUCUGGACUAUGGCCUGAUGACCGAGAUCAGUUCUGAGAAGCGCCUGGCUUUUAUCGAGUUCCUGAUGCAUUUGCAGGCGAAGGAGUACAGGAGCUGUCUCAACGACCUGAUCAACCUCGAGUUCUUUCCUCCAGCCCUGGCGGAGGAUAAGGAGGCCCUGGAUAUCAUCGUGCCCACCCUGGCGAACACAUUGUCGACGCUCUAUGAGGAAGGUGGUGACCUCAAGAAGAAGCAGGCGAUGUUCGUAAAGCAGCGAGAAGAGAUGAAAGCCGCCGGAAAGUUGGAUGGCCUGCGAGAGAAGCUGCAGGCCAUCAGCAAGAAGUACUCCGGAGCUUUCCGGUUGCCUCCCUACUUCACGCUGAUCCUGCGGGCCUUCGGUACCCUUGAGGGUCUCGGGCUGAAGACCAACGAGAACUUCGCCAUCGUCAAGGAGUGUUUCCCGUACAUUGCCCGGCGCUUGAUCACCGAUGACAGCUUCCGAAUGCGUGAAGCUUUGAGGUCAUACCUCUACAAGGGCCGAUCUCGCAUUGCUGUCUCGCGCAUUGACGAGCUGGCAACGGGAUUUGGCAACUUCACAAACCUAAUGAAGGGAAGCCGGACGGAGUCCGCUGCGGCCGGCGGCAUCCAGCUCAAGCCCGCGGAUAGCGGCACAUCCAACGACGCCACUCACGACCAGAGCACCCAGAACAGUCAGCGACGUGAGGUGGAUUCGGCCACACGGGAGAUCGCAGAGGUCGUGUUCUCCCGGGACGGCAACUUCUUGCAGGAUUUGCUGAUCGAGGAGGGUGUGGCAGCCAUCGAUGCUCUCUCCCGUGCCUCGCUGGUGCGGCUCCUGCGCACUUUGGGACCCCUAGCUCUUCCUUUGUCCCUGCCCCUGAACCUGCUGCUUGGCGGCGUGGACGACCAGCAGCUUCUUAGCCGGGAAGACAAGCAGUCACUGCUCGUUCUCCGGCGAAUCACAGAGCUUGUGGAUGCUGGCCGACGCCCGGCUGCCGAGAGCGACGACCGUGGCGCAGACUUGGGCGAGACUGUGCGAAGCCUCCAAAGGCUCCAGCCCAUUGCCCAGGGACUGCUGCCGUCCAUUACCCCCGGGGCCGCGUCCUUCGCGGGUCGCUUUGCCCGGCAGUUGGCGCGGCGUGUGCUGCUGCGCUUGGCUGACGAUGUGGAGCGCAGGGCUAACAACGCCUUGAUUGUGAACUAA
Molecule: messenger RNA, 2796 nt
Organism: Symbiodinium natans
Lineage: Eukaryota; Dinophyceae; Suessiales; Symbiodiniaceae
Source: the annotation of a GenBank genome assembly